Messenger RNA from Salmo salar (Atlantic salmon), 5130 nucleotides. The record is from RefSeq and is a predicted model, not a curated record. NCBI's taxonomy places the organism in Eukaryota, Metazoa, Chordata, Actinopteri, Salmoniformes, Salmonidae.
CAAAUUGAAGGAGACCGGUUAGAUGACUGAAAAAUAAGGACAACCUUGCAUCAUGAUACAGAAGGGUAAAAUCUAGCUGUAACAUUUAAAUCUACACCCUGGGGAGUGAUGCAGCGAUGCAGGCUGUGGAGAUUUCCGGUGUACAUUAUUAGUGGAUGGCGUUCCGCUUCUCAUCUCGCCACCGUCCUCCGUUAGCCGUAGCCAAGUAUUUACCGAAGGUCGACUACUGUCCUGGCUCCAGAGGAAGAGGCUGACUCAAUGACUGAGAGCCAUACCGAAAAUGGUUUCUGCCCUUUUACUAGUGGACGACCAGAGGUGUGUCACCUAUUGAUAACAGACGUCGUUAAGAGCCGGUAGAAAACACCCCUGUUGGACAUCACCAGCCCGACCAAAACCUGCCCCCAUAGCCGGGCCUUAUUUGAUACUCCUGGGCCUCCCCUCACACAGUGAAAACUGAAUCAAUACGUGCGAAGCAGCAGGAUGACUGAGGCGUGGCAGCAGCAGCACACAGUGGUCUCCCCACCCACCGUGGUGCACAACCUCCCCCCGGGCUCCGACAGCGCCCUGGGCUGUGCCGUGUACGGGAUCGUCCUCCAGCCGGAUGUGGCCUCCCUCCAGCAGCAGCCCCAGCACGGCCAGCAGCAUGCCGUACCCGCCCAGCAGCCUUCCCUACAGGUAGGGGGCGAGGGAGGACACAAGUGCGGAGCCUGCGGCCAUGACAUAUCACACCUAGCUAAUCCACAUGAGCACCAGUGUAUGGGGACCGGGGAUCGGUCGUUCCAGUGUACCCAGUGUAUGAAGAUCUUCUGCCAGGCCACUGAUCUGUUGGAGCAUCAGUGUGUACAGGUGGAGCAGAAGCCGUUUGUGUGUGGCGUGUGUAAGAUGGGUUUCUCUUUGCUUACCUCGCUGGCACAGCACCACAACGCCCACAACAACGGCAACAACCCCAUGAAGUGUUCCAUCUGUGAGAAGACCUACCGCCCGGGCUCUGGCAACAACACCCCCCACCUCCUCCCCUCAGCCCCUACAGCGUUUGAGGCUUCGGGACCAGACAGGCCCUACAAGUGCUCAGUGUGCCACAAGGGCUUUCGGCAUCUGUCUGAGUUGUCGCGACACGAGCGGGUACACACGGGAGAAAAGCCCUACAAGUGUGACACCUGUGACAAGAGCUUCAGCCAGUCCUCUCACCUGGCCCACCACCAGCGCACCCACAGCUCAGAGCGGCCCUACAAGUGUGCUGUCUGUGAAAAGUGCUUCAAGCACCGCUCACACCUCGUGCGCCACAUGUACGCCCACUCCGGCGAGCACCUGUUUAAGUGCAAUUUGUGCGAGAUGCACUUCAAAGAGUCGUCGGAGCUCCUGCACCACCAGUGCCAGCCCACAGUGACCUUGGACAGGCCGUUCCGUUGCGGCUCGUGUGGGAAGGGCUUCAAACGGCCUUCGGAUCUGCGGCAGCACGAACGCACUCACUCCGAGGAACGGCCGUUCCAAUGCGAGGAGUGCCAGAUGAGCUUCAAGCAGCAGUACGCCCUCGUUCGUCACCGCCGCACUCACAAGAACCCAGCCGACCGGCCUUUUAAGUGUAACCUAUGUGACAAGGGGUUCCUGCAGCCCUCCCACCUACUGUACCACCAGCACGUCCAUGGCAUGGAGAGCCUGUUCAAGUGUGCUUCCUGCCAGAAAGGUUUCAGCCAAUCCGGUGAACUGCUACGGCACAAAUGCACCGGCUCAGGGUCGGCGUCUGGCUCCGUGACCGCGGCAACGCCGGCGGUGGAGAAGCCCUACAAAUGUGACGUGUGUGGCAAAGGCUACAAGAAGAAGUCAACGCUCCAGCGCCACCAGAACUCCAGCUGUCAGGAGAAGCCGCUGAAGUGCUCCCUGUGCAACCGACGCUUCCUGUCGCCGUCUGAGUUCGUGACGCACCGCUGCGACCCAUCCAGGGAGAAGCCCCUGAAGUGCCCCGACUGCGAGAAGCGCUUCAAGUAUUCCUCGGAGCUGCAACGUCACCGCCGCGUUCACACCGGAGAGAAGCCCUACAAGUGCUCCAGCUGCGACAAGAGCUUCAAACAGCGGGAACACCUGGUGAAGCACCAGGCGGUGCACUCGCGGGAAGCCCAGUUUAAGUGUGUGUGGUGCGGGGAGCGUUUUGUGAACCUGGGAGCCCUCCAGGAGCACACGGUCCAGCACACUGCAGAAGGAGGUGGUUAUCCCGCAGCCCCCUGUAUACAGUGAGCAGGUCUGCUGCUGUUGAGCGCCUGUACAGUGUGAACACACACGGUGACAUGGAACGUUGCCCACUAGGCGUACAGCAACACUCUUCCUGACACCUUCUUCUUUUGUAUAUAACCACACAUUCAUUAUUUACAUUUAGUUACACACCCCAUCCUCCUUUUGCAUAAACAAUGGUAAAACUCUGCUUAAUCCUAACCAUGAAGUUAUUAUUGACACCUUCUUCCUCACACCAAGGUAAUCAUGCCGAUGUUCUGCCCUUCAUUAGUGACUUCCAACUACCCAUGACCCAGAUCAACUGAAAACAGUACAUCAACUACCCGUGACCCAGAUCAACUGAAAACAGUACAUCAACUACCCAUGACCCUGAUCAACUGAAAACAGUACAUCAACUACCCGUGACCCAGAUCAACUGAAAACAGUACAUCAACUACCCAUGACCCUGAUCAACUGAAAACAGUACAUCAACUACCCAUGACCCAGAUCAACUGAAAACAGUACAUCAACUACCCAUGACCCAGAUCAACUGAAAACAGUACAUCAACUACCCGUGACCCAGAUCAACUGAAAACAGUACAUCAACUACCCGUGACCUAGAUCAACUGUGGUCACCUUGUUGGAUGCAGGAAAAAUGCAACUUGAAAAGGAUGUUCCAGUCUGAAAAGUCAUUGGAAAUGUAUUCAUGUUUGUAACAUCAAAUACUUAAGAGUUGCUUUUUAAAAAAAGAGAAAUGAAAUGUUUAAGGAAAUUGGGGGGAGGGAGAGUUAUUCUCUGACUCCUUUAUGGUCAUAUACUUUCUUUGCUGUGGUUUGGUUCAGGUUUUGGCCACACUACGUGUUGAACUCCCCCUUAACCCUCUGGUUGGCUGUUAGUAAUGCCCAAUAAGCCCCACCCCUCAUAGACUUAAAUAUACGUUUCUGCAUGAGUAUAUUUAAGCAAUAUGGCCCGAGGGGUUGUGGUAUAUGGCCAAUAUACCACGGCUAAGGGCUGUUCUUAUGCAUGAUGCAAUGCGGAGCCCUUAGCUGUGGUAUAUUGCCCAUAUACCACAACCCCCUUGAGGUGCCUUUAUAAACUGGUUAUCAAUGUAAUUAGAGCAGUUAAAAUACAUGUUUUGUUAUACCUGUAGUAUACCAUGGCUGUCAGCCAAUCAGCAUUCAGGGCUCGAACCACCUAGUUUAUAAUUGUGAAAUAUGUUUAUAUUUAGCAUCACCGUUGUACUGUAGUAGCUUUGCUUAAAAAAGAAAAAAAAUGUGACAAGUUAUAUCUUGUGUCCUCUUUGGAAAUCUGUGGUAGAUAAACUGUCGCAUCUCUGUACUAUAAUGAAUAGCAACUACUGUAGUAUGUGUCAAUGGGAAUAUUUCCCCACAUUUUGGACUACUUUGGCUCCCUAUGUCAUAGAAAGAAACACAUACCUUAUCGCUCUGUCAACGUGGGGCUCCCGAGUGGCACUGCAUCUCAGUGCUAGAGGCGUCCCUACAGACCCUGGUUCGAUUCCAGGCUGUAUCACAACCGGCCGUGAUUGAGAGUCCCAUAGGGGGCGGCGCACAAUUGAUCCAGCGUCGUCCGCGUUUGGCUGGGGUAGGCCGUCAUUGUAAAUAAGAAUUUGUUCUUAACUGACUUGCCUAGUUAAAUAUAAUGUGCACAGGGAAUGAUGCUCACACAACCUCUGAAUCCUAUAUGUACUGUUUGCACAUAAAUAUUACAUUCUAACAUGUUAACAAACUUGGUGGUAGAAGUUGCAAAAUGUGUUUAAGAACUGCUUCUGCUACCUGCUUUUCUACCCAGUUGAGAUUGUUUGUGUUGUAUUUAAGCAAAAAGGGGUGUGGAGGACAUACUCUGGUCCAAUUGCAUUGUCCUCCGACAGGUGGCAUCAGUCCUACGCAACGCUCAUCCCUCAACCGACAGAGCAGACAGUUAGUCGUAAGACAACGGCCCAGUGGUUUGUUUAAACCAGUAAUGUCUAUAUCUGGAUUUCAAAGUGUUAUCGCUUCACCUAGCAGUUAUCAUCUGAUUUUAAAAAAACAAAAAAACAAUCUCUUUAUCGUGGCUUCCAUUUGGACACGUUGGCCUCGGUUUGUGCCUAGGAGGUCUUCAUGUAAACCCAGCCAAGUUAGGGUCCCAGUUGCACAAAUUGUUCCUCAGUUGCCCCUGAAAUAGCUGUGAGAGGACUUUUAUGUUAGUAAGUCUAAAUGUUGAGAGGGAGAAGCAGGGGGGGAAAAGUAUGUGAUUAUGUAUGCAAGUUUAUACAUGAUGUGUUUUUUAUAUUGUUUUAUGAUAGUGUAUUUUAAAAGAAAAAAAAAACAUGCUCACAAUGUGUAUUUGGAAUGAGGAUAUGAAACUGAAAGGUUAGGAGUGAGAAUAUCAUGUGGUGGAUUCAUCCUAAAUGGCACCCUAUUCCCUAUGUAGUAUACCAGGGCCUCUGGUCAAAAGUAAUGCACGCUAUAGGGAAUAGGGUGCAACUUGGGAAGAAGUUGUUUGAACUGGGUGGGAUGAUGAGGUAGUCAAGCACUUGUGUCUGCAGUUAGGCUAUGAGCGUGUUUGACAUUGCAGCCAAUUUUUUUUUAAAGGUGUGACUGACUAAUCUACAAAUCACCUUGAAUCAUAAUGAACUACUCAAAUGUUAGUUGCAGAUAGGUCAGUCGGUCACAAUUUCCCCACGAUGCGUCACGGUUUUGAUGCUCUCGACAGGCAUAAGCCUUCUGCAUGCCAAUGCUGGUCAAAUAUGUUCCGGUCUGUGCUUCUGCCUCUGCUGCCCUCAAUCUUUGUCAACUGGGAGAUGUAGAUGAUGACAUCAUUCUGUGUGGCUUAAUCUGCGUAGGCUACAUUCAAUCUUGAAUGAUAUGUACAGUAUAACAUGUUCAUAUACACACUGCACUAACAAAAUAAACGAAUCUUACAAUA